AUGGCGAGCGAGGACGCCCCUGCCAUCUUUUUCGACGACGAGUACCGCAUCCGCGUGCUGGACCUGGAGCGCCUUUCCGCCUCCAAGUCGUUGCAGACGCACUGCGAAAAUUUCGUGGGCAGGGUGGACAGACUGCAGGAGCUGUCCAAUCGAUACCUGGCGGCUGUGGAGCAGCGGGCAGAGCGCAUCGAAGCCGAGAAGCUCGCAGCCAUCGGGCUGCGCAACCAGGCGGCCGCAGCAGAGGAGGAGGGCCGCAGGAGGGAGCUGGAGCUGAGGGGGCUGCUGGCGGAGAGGCAAGAGGAGCUGGAACGGCUGCAAGUGGAGGAGCAGUCGCUCUUGAAGCUGCGGCAGGAGCAGGAGCUCAUGGUUGCCAAGCUGUCGGACAGCAGCGUGGGCACAGGUGGUUAG
This is a messenger RNA of Ostreobium quekettii, 408 nucleotides long. The record is from the annotation of a GenBank genome assembly. NCBI's taxonomy places the organism in Eukaryota, Viridiplantae, Chlorophyta, Ulvophyceae, Bryopsidales, Ostreobiaceae.